Fusarium keratoplasticum is the source of this 1341-nucleotide messenger RNA. RefSeq names its product Acetylornithine transaminase. The coding region runs from base 1 to 1341 and encodes 446 amino acids. The transcript is spliced from 2 exons. Gene Ontology annotation, molecular function: identical protein binding; pyridoxal phosphate binding; transaminase activity. Gene Ontology annotation, cellular component: mitochondrial matrix. Gene Ontology annotation, biological process: arginine metabolic process. Lineage: Eukaryota; Fungi; Ascomycota; Sordariomycetes; Hypocreales; Nectriaceae. The record is from RefSeq and is a predicted model, not a curated record.
AUGGCUUUCCGACUUCCUGUACGAUGCCGAUUGGCGUCCAUCGCCGCCGCGUCUCGCCCUCGGAUCGCCUACCGGGCCCUCUCUUCGCUCCCCAACGCCGACCCCUCGCCCGAGUCCAAAAGCGCCGCCAUCGUCAACGAGCACGCUCCCUACAUGGUCGCUACAUACGCCCGUCCUCCGCCCGUGUUUGUCAAGGGCGAGGGAUCGUGGCUUUGGGAUGUAGAGGAUCGCAAGUUUUUGGAUUUCACCGCCGGUAUCGCUGUCAAUGGCCUCGGACACUGCGAUCCCGAGUUUACCAGGCUCUUGGCCGAGCAGGCCAAGACUCUCGUUCACGCUUCCAACCUCUACUACAACCCCUGGACCGGCGCCCUCUCCAAGCUCCUUGUCGAAAAGACCCUCGAGUCGGGCGCCAUGCACAACGCUGCCUCCGUCUUUGUCUGCAACUCUGGCUCCGAGGCCAACGAGGCCGCCAUCAAGUUUGCCCGCAAGGCCGGCAAGAUUACAGACCCCUCUGGCGAAAAGGUCGAGAUCGUCUCCUUCAACAACGGCUUCCACGGCCGUACCAUGGGCAGUCUCUCCGCUACGCCCAACCCCAAAUACCAGAAGCCGUUUGCGCCCAUGGUUCCUGGGUUCAAGGUUGGAAACUAUAAUGAUGUUUCGGGUAUUAAUGACCUUGUUACUGAAAAGACGUGCGGUGUCAUUGUUGAGCCUAUUCAGGGUGAGGGUGGUGUUACCCCCGCGACUGAAGAGUUCCUCGUUGCCCUCGCCAAGCGUUGCCGUGAAGUCGGCGCCGUGCUCAUCUACGACGAGAUUCAGUGUGGUCUCGGCCGAACGGGUACUUUCUGGGCUCACGGCACUCUUCCUAAGGAGGCUCACCCGGAUAUCCUCACUACUGCCAAGGCUCUUGGUAACGGAUUCCCCAUCGGAGCGGUGCUCGUAACGCAGGACGUGGCCGAUAAGAUGAAGGUGGGCGACCACGGAACCACCUUUGGCGGUAACCCUCUCGCCUGCCGACUGGCGCACUACAUCGUCGGACGUCUCUCCGACAAGCAGCUCCAGGCCUCGGUGACAGCCAAGUCUGAGGUGUUCCGACAGCGUUUCACCAAGUUGCAGGAGAAGUACCCAGAGCUAGUCAAGGAGGUCCGCGGCCGAGGUCUCAUCCUCGGUCUUCAACUCUCUGAGGAUCCCACGCCCAUCAUCAAGGCUGCUCGCGAGAGGGGCCUGCUCAUCAUCACAGCCGGCACAAACACUCUUCGAUUCGUGCCGAGCUUGACUGUCACAGAUGAGGAGAUUGCCCAGGGUCUGGAUAUCCUCGAGGCUGCCAUUGAGGCGACCCGGUAA